Messenger RNA from Electrophorus electricus (electric eel), 939 nucleotides. Its product is annotated as tripartite motif-containing protein 72-like. Lineage: Eukaryota; Metazoa; Chordata; Actinopteri; Gymnotiformes; Gymnotidae. Gene Ontology annotation, molecular function: protein binding. The record is from RefSeq and is a predicted model, not a curated record.
UAGUGCCCUCCUUACUGGUGACUACGACAUGCCAAGAGACCGUGUUUCCUUAAACUCAGAAUCUCUGGAGGAAGGAGCUAAUGGCAUCACACUGCAUGAAAUACAACUACAGAACAUAGAAGCUAAUAGUGAAGCCACAGUCACUCUGCGUAGGAGUACACUCACAUUACUCAGCUUGGCUACUGCUGUCACAGUACUUGCUCUCCUGGGUGGCCUUAUUGUAACUGCAUAUAAAUUAACUGAAAUGAGUAAUCUUCUUAAUCCAGGUUUGACAAAAGCUCACAAGGAGUUUCCCAGUCUGUCGAGAAAAGAAGGCAUUGUUCCAGAGGAAGUGUGGAGAUGGAUUGUGGCAGUUAAAGCUGAUAUGACUUUUAAUGGUCAAUCAGCUAACUCACUCCUCAGAGUGAGCAGCACUGGCAGAAGUCUCUAUCAAGCCUCCCCGAGCAGUCCCCCCCGGCUCCCGACAGCUGAGACCUAUCUGACGUGUAUCUGUGUCUCAUCAAAGGUCGCGCUGAACACAAGGUCCUAUUUUGAAGUUGAAGUGACACAGAUCAUCUCAUGGACUUUGGGGUUACGUACGCAAUCCUUUGAUGCAGAUAACAACUAUGAUUCAGAUCCUGCUGGUGGCAUCUGGACAAUUGGUUCAGCAGAUGGUAAAAUAGUAAUUAACGAUGGUGAGGCCAUCCCAACACCUUAUGCCACUCCCAGUAGACUGGGACUGUACCUGGACUACAAACGCGGUCAGCUAUCCUUCUACGAUGCAGCCACUAGACUUCAUCUACAUACCUAUCUGGCAACCUUCAGAGAAAAGCUUCUUUUUUAUGCAGCUGUUCAGGUUGGAAUUGAACAAAUUCAACAUGCAUUAAUGUCUUUUUAAUUGUAUUUAUCUGAUGAAUACCACUGACAAUGUUUUUCCUUAAUAAAUUAAAGCUAUUUUAA